Molecule: messenger RNA, 2238 nt
Organism: Macroventuria anomochaeta
Lineage: Eukaryota; Fungi; Ascomycota; Dothideomycetes; Pleosporales; Didymellaceae
Product: S-adenosyl-L-methionine-dependent methyltransferase
Exons: 4
Coding region: 1-2238 (745 amino acids)
Cellular component (GO): nucleus
Molecular function (GO): methyltransferase activity
Source: RefSeq, a predicted model, not a curated record
AUGACGGAUCGAGAUUGUCUACAAAUCGUGGAUGACAGCGAAGACGAGCAGGUCGAGGUUGAGCUGAUCGAUCUAACAAGCGAAGAAGAUCAUACCAGAGGUCCGGUAGAUCUUUAUCAGAGCGCAGGGAAUCGUCCGAACCUUGCCUCCAGCGCAACGCGAGCGCAAACACAACCAAAUCGCUCAGAUAAUGAAAUACGUUUGCACAGAUUGGCAGAUGGUACAAUCAUCCGACCUGGCGACACGGUCGAGAUGCACAUCCCUCCUCACCGAAACGCAGAUGCGGAAUCUUCGGGCGACUUUCUCAAGAUUGUGAAGAUAUGCAAAGAGCAUCAGACAGGCCAGAUCACACUUCAAGGCCAUCGAUUUAUGCGAGAGAAGUAUCUCAUCGGCAAGGACUCCGAUGGAGAGGGCCCACGUCUGAAUGAAGUCGUGCAGCACCUGGUCGUAAGAGAAGAUGACGAUAGGCCAGGGUUUGUCCAAGGGCUGGAGGAAGUCCCCAUAGCACAGGUGGAACGGAAGCGAGCAAUCGACAUAACAGAAAAGCCGUUCCCCAUGCUUAGCUUCCGCGACAAACCUGCCAGCACCUACGAGGGCCUGAUAGGUAUAUCCAGAACGGAGCAGCGGAGACAUAUCUUUCAAAGCGGUGCACUGGUCUGUCGGUGGAGCCGAACCUCCAUCAUAUCACCGAAUGGUGGUGUAUAUGGCGGCAUAUACCGACACGUGUCGAAGACAGGAACGACUGCGCCGCAACCUUCUCAGCAGUCUGGAGCCAACUCCAGUCCCACGCCGCAUGUCAACAUGUCUGCAUCCUCGAGAGGUCACGGACGAACAUUGUCAUUGGAAGAGCUAUCCACGCCACAUACGCCUCGAACUGCGCUUCCAGCAAAGAAGCAGCGAUACAAAUUCUUCGACAUGUUCUGCGGCAACGGAGGGGCCUCGAGAGGUGCUGAUCAAGCCGGUCUGACGGUCAUGGGUGGCUUAGAUCACAACGAAACGGCCAUGGAAGCCUGGGAAAAGAACAACCCGGGUGGUAUCCCGUUGUGCAUGGACUCUUUCGAAUUCCUGAAGGACCUCAACCACAAGAUCAUUGGGAGAUGUGAUAUUCUGAAUAUCAGCAAUCCCUGCCAGACUUUCAGUCCUGCCCAUACGUGGAAAGGAAAGAAUGAUGAGGUUAAUAUUAAACAACUGAAGAUCAUCAAGCCUCUGAUCGAAGCGUUGAAACCGCGGGUGGUGGUUCUCGAGAACACCACCGGGUUAGUCAACUUCAAGGAAAAUCGCAAAUACUUCAAUAAGGUUCUCAACAGUAUCAGCACUGCCGGAUCCGGAUACAACUUACGCUACAUGAUCGUGAACAUGGCCGACUAUGGUCUGCCUCAGGUACGGAAGAGAGUCGUGAUCAUUGCGGCUAGGAAGGGCACACCAUUGCCGCCAUUCCCAAAGCCGACCCAUGGUCCGUCGGGAAACGGCCUAAAGCCAUACGUCAGCAUCGGUGAUGCAUUGAAGAUCCUCGAUCGACUUCAUACACGUGCAGAGAGCGACCUCUAUCACACACUGCACAAGCAAGUUUCGUGCCAGGAACGACUGUAUGAUCCGUUCGCAAAGUUCAUCGAUUGCAUCGUGACGAAAGGUGUGACGACUCCUCAUUGGAGCGGCGAGAAAUUCACUCCACGAGAGUUGGCGCUGCUUCAGUCACUCCCUUACCACCACUAUCUAGCUGGCAGUUGGAACCAGGCGAUCAAGCAAGUAGGGAACAUGUUCCCGCCGUUGAUGGCAGAGUUGGUCUACAGAACGUGCGCGCAGACACUCGAAGCAUUCGAUAACGGCUUCAUCACAGCGGAUGAGGAUAUUGACGAUCUUAAUGUCACCUUGAUCGAAAAGGGUAUUGAUAUUCCCGAAAUAUCGCACACGCCAACUUCUCUAUUCGAUCUUACCGGUCCGGCCACUCAGUCGCCAUACCAGUACCUCUCUCAACCGGCAUUGAGCGACGCGAACCACGUCGAUUAUUCGUCUGCUUGGGCAAAACGGGCAUUCGAGGGAUAUGACUUGGAGGUGAAGAGGGAAAAGAAAAGAUCAUUCAGCAACAGUCCGAGCAAUGGAGAUGGUAGAGACGACACUCCUUCACCUGCUGAACCCAAGAGUAAGCGCGCGGCGACUAGCACAAGAGAGAGCAGCUUCUGGCAACACUACAAUGGAAAGACUAUCGAACUGUCUGAUAGCGAGGAGGAAGUCGUAUGA